This is a messenger RNA of Dermochelys coriacea (leatherback sea turtle), 3408 nucleotides long. It is a transcript of the gene PLCXD1, whose product is annotated as phosphatidylinositol specific phospholipase C X domain containing 1. NCBI's taxonomy places the organism in Eukaryota, Metazoa, Chordata, Testudines, Dermochelyidae. Bases 255 to 1253 code for a protein of 332 amino acids. Gene Ontology annotation, biological process: lipid metabolic process. The record is from RefSeq and is a predicted model, not a curated record. The transcript is spliced from 8 exons. Gene Ontology annotation, molecular function: phosphoric diester hydrolase activity.
CACAGGGGAAGACUAGCUGCUAGGAAAGCGGAAAUCUUUUUGAAGAGAUGAACAGCUGAAAUGAAAACCAAUGAUUUCAUUAGACAAUUUCACCAGUUGAAGCAUACAAUAUAUACUUCCAACAUAAACUUUCCCUCACCAGUGAAAUGCCACACCCUCUUUUUUGGCCUACUGAAUUUAGAAGGCAAUGAGCUAAAAUUAUAAUACUCUGUAUUAUAUUUUGAAUAUCCUAUGAGAACCCACUGUUGCGAAUAAUGGAAGCCACUUCGGAAAGGUCCAUUCAUCUGUGCCAUGAAAAUGGUGAUUGGAUGUCACAUCUGCCGGAAAAUCUCUGGGAUGUUCCUCUCCAUAACUUAUCCCUUCCAGGAAGCCAUGACACUAUGACUUACUGUUUAGAUAAAAACUCUGAUAUAAGUGUCAAUGAAUCAAAGCUGUUGCAGCUGAUAGAUAAAUUUAUGCCCUGCAUCAUACAUCCUAUUAUUAUGAAGUGGUCUAUAACACAGGUACUAAAUGUGUCAGAACAACUGGAUGCCGGGAUUAGAUAUUUGGAUUUUAGGAUUGCUCACAAGUCUAAUGACCCUUCUGUGAAUUUGUACUUUGUGCACAUGGUGUACACAACGGCUGUAGUAGAGGAUAUUCUGUGGGAAAUUUUGAAGUGGUUGCAGGCCCAUCCUCAGGAGGUCGUUAUCCUUGCCUGCAGGAAUUUUGUUGGAUUGACCAAGGAACUUCAUGAUCAUCUUAUCUCCUGCAUAAAAAAGAUCUUUCAUUCUAAACUGUGUCCAAAAGAUGUGGUUCCAACACUACGGAACAUGUGGACAUGUGGUUACCAGGUUAUCAUCUCCUAUGAGGAUGUGACUGAAGUAAUGAAGCACCAUGAACUAUGGCCUGCAAUUCCAUAUUGGUGGGGAAACAAGACUACAACUCACGAUCUUAUCCAGUAUCUGGAACAAAUGAAACAGAAUGGGCGCCCAGACAGUUUCUUUGUUGCAGGGAUUAACCUUACUGAAGACUUAGAGUACAUUCUGGCACAUCCAUUUGGAUCCUUGAAGAAAAUGACCCUUUCUAGCUUUCCACACCUGAAACUCUGGCUAAAGCAACAGUAUCCAGGACCAAAGAGGAACUGUAUCAACAUCAUUGCUGGAGACUUCAUAGAAAAUGAUGAUUUUGUGAAUGAUGUGAUAGAACUUAACAAAAAAAUCAUCCCUCUAUUACAUUACCAUAGUAAUGAGACUGAAUUAAAGGAUGUUUCAUAACUUUCAGCUUCAUAACCUUGGUAUUGAGUAGCUUUUCAUCAGCUCUCACAGGGAGGGCUGUUUUCCUGGUUCAGAUACAUCGUGUGUGUAUAUAAAUGACAUUUCUUCCUCCCAGGGAUGUUUUGAAGAUUCAUUAAUUGACGCUUUCGCACCAAAGUCAGAUUUUAAAAUACACAAUGCUUAUGGCAAGCAAAACUUCCUAUAACUAGGGAAUGGGGAAGAGCAAAAAGGCCUCUCCUUAAGUUCUCUAGAGUCUUUGCUGCGUAGGUGUAAUUUAGCUGGGAAGAGCAUAAAUAUUGCAGUAACAAAACUUUUAGAAAAUAAAUUUGUUUACUGUUGAUUUUUUUCUUUAAAUAUAUUCUUAAUGCAAAUAAUUUAGUUAUUUCAAUGAAAAAUUUUUAGGUAUGGAUUUAAAUAUUUGUUGUGUGUGUGUGUGUUUGCAACCUGAACAUCUCGGUUUGUACACCAGACAGUGAAAGUGACUAGUUUGUUUUCAUGGACCAAGGUGAGUGAAAUGUUAAAAGUACACAACAUAAUUGGCAAACAGAAAAUAAGAUUUUUAGAAUACAUUGUUUUGAUAAUCUAAGGCAUUAUUAGUAUGCCUGUAAGUAAAUUUAUUAAGACUGACAAAAAGAAAAGGAGUACUUGUGGCACCUUGGAGACUAACAAAUUUAUUUGAGCAUAAGCUUUCGUGAGCUACAGCUCACUUCAUCGGAUGUAGCUCACAAAAGCUUAUGCUCAAAUAAAUUUGUUAGUCUCUAAGGUGCCACAAGUACUCCUUUUCUUUUUGCAAAUACAGACUAACAUGGCUGCUACUCCAAAACUGAGUGUUCUUAAAGAAUCUUGGCAUUAUUCUGGAAAAUGUCAAGUUGGUCAUCAGGUGGGCAUUUUGGCAUCUUGGAGGGAACUGGCAAUACUGUACCCAAGAGGGUGCUGAAUUGAUCCUUUAGUGUCUGUCUUACAACCUGGUAAGUUUAUUAUCACAAUGUUCAUCAACAGUCUCUAUGCUAAUAUACUACUGUUUAUUACAUAUUCCUCAGGCCUGAUAUUGCCCCCAUUUUAUAGUCAUGCCAAUUCUGACUUCAAGAUAGCACAACUGGGCCCUCUGAGUAGAUUUUUGCCCAUUUAGCUUGAAAUGUCUUCAGCGAAGAGGCUGUUAUGUAGCCCCCAGUAAAAUAAAAGUAAGAUUUUUAAAAAUGUUUUUCACACUUUAUAAUACACUAUGGACUAAAGUCUACUUUAAUUUACACUGAUGUAAAUCUAGAGUAUCUUCAGUAGAGUUCCAAGUUGCUAGGCCUGGAAGUCAAGUCAAGUCCCCUACUAUUGUAGGCAACCCUUUCAUAAACGUAUCACACUCCAUUUUAAAACUAGUUGUUUCCCCCACUACGCCAGCGGAAGACUGUUCCAGAACCUCACUCCUUUGAUGGUUACAAAUCUUCCAACUUCCAACCUAAAUUAUGCUUUUGAUUAAUAUUUAUAUAUCUGAAAACAGACUCCCCCCCUCUUACUUAACAAAAUAGCAACUAAAGCAGAUAUUGGGUAUCUGGACUUACAUUGCAAAUCAUGGGUUUUAUGCCAUGCACUGAUUGUUAAUACUAUUUUUCUGUUUUCAUUUUUGGAAAACUAGGUGCAUUUUUAUUGAUCAUGAAAGUGAGGACCAAGUAUCACUGGCAAGAGCCAAGAGGCAGGCGUUGUAUAAGCUUCACUGUGUAGCUACGUCAGUAUACCUCAUUCUUUAGAUGCACAACACACUUUUUAUGCCAGUGGUGGGUUGUUAAGAUGAACAUCCACCCACUAGGGACAAGACUGAUCUCAAAUGGUAUUUGACCCCAAAUCAUAUUUGAGUUCCAGAAAUAAAUGGCCAGGAAAUUGCUUCCUUGUGAAACUUCACACUGAUUUAUGGGUGGUGUGUCAAUGGAAACCCAAACAUUGUUUAGAAACAAUUCUGCCAGUCUGUCAUGUUUUUUUUAUCCAUGUCCUUUCCCUGUUUACUGUUAGUAUAUACAAGUAUAUAGCAGUGAUGUAUUUUGUUGGAUUUAUAAAAGUGUAUAUAAAAUUUUUCUGUGUCAUUUGCAUAAAAUGCUGUAUUACAUGUAUUUAGAUAUGUUUUUCUGCACAGUAUUGUUCUCUCCUAGUAAAACUUUUAUUCACUUCU